GGUCGCCUUGGGCCUUAGAUUGUGGAGGGCCUCAAAUUUUUUGAGGCCCACAGGGGAUGGAAAAUAUAUAUAUAUAUAAAAAGUUAGGGCAAGUUUCAGCCGACACAAUCUGCUUCGACACUCCUCAGGGCGCAGCCUCAACCAUCGCCUCAGGUGACAAGGAUGACGACAGAAGCACCCUUUCGAGCGAGAGAGAAGCUUAUUGAGAAGCAAAAAUAUUUCCAAAGCGUCCACAAGCACACGUAUCUGAAAGGUCCAUAUGAUAAGCUUACCUCAGUUGCCAUUCCUGUUGCUUUGGCAGGGGCUUCCUUGUUUUUGAUUGGACGGGGAAUCUAUAAUAUGUCUCUUGGGAUUGGAAAGAAAGAAUGAAGAUUAUCUCUGCUCAAAGAGGAUUCCUAUGGCUGCUUAAUUGCUAAAAACACAUGCUUUUGAACUUGGAUGUUAUUUUCUAAGUUCCUACUUUUUUACCUCUAAUAAUUGCAUAGUUGCAGACAUGUUAAUAUGCAACAUUGGUUUAACUUUGGACACAGAAAAUACUUUCAUUGGUGUUUUGCCUUAAA
Molecule: messenger RNA, 560 nt
Organism: Cornus florida
Lineage: Eukaryota; Viridiplantae; Streptophyta; Magnoliopsida; Cornales; Cornaceae
Exons: 3
Coding region: 163-369 (68 amino acids)
Source: RefSeq, a predicted model, not a curated record